AUGGCCCUCCUUCAGCCCAUCAUGGCACCAACUACACGGCACAAUGACGAAAAGUUGAUACCCAGAGUUGUCGCCGCGGCUACCGCCACCGCACGGCGGAGGCUGACUCUCCCGGAGCGGAUCCCCCGCGGUGCGUGGGACUCACACAUGCACGUCGUCGACCCGGCCGCCUACCCCUUGGCAAAGGAUGCCGUGUACUGCCCCAAGACGCACCGCCUCGACCACGCCCUCGCUUUCGAGUCCUCCGUCGGCAUCGACAACAUCGUCCUCGUGCAGCCCUCCAUCUACGGCAACGACAACACCUGCCUCCUCGACGCUUUGCGUGCCCUCGGUCCCCGCCGCGGCAGGGCGGUGGUGGCUUUCGAACCCGGCAGCCUGUCUCAGAGCACACUGGCAGAGUGGCACAGGCUUGGUGUAAGAGGCGUCCGGAUCAACCUCUCCUCGGCGGGCAAAUCUCUCAACGCCAUGGAGCUCGACUCCUUACUCCGCCGGUAUGCCCACGACUGCAAGCCUCUGGACUGGGUGAUUCAGGUAUACAUGCCCAUGUCCAUGAUCGAGCUUCUCGAGCCCAUCGUCCCGACACUCGGCGUGCGCGUCUGCAUCGAUCACCUCGGACAUCCCAGCAUCAAGGACAUGCCGUCACACAAUCCAUACGACAUGAAGGGAUUCAAGUCCCUGGCCAAGCUGCUCCGAGCCGGAAACACGUAUGUCAAGUUAUCGGCGCCGUACCGGUUGAGUUCCAAGGCCGACCAUAGUGAUUUGGAACCGAUUGCGCGAGAGGUGCUUCACCUCCGGGGCAAGGACAGAGUCAUCUUUGCGACGGACUGGCCCCAUACUCGGUUCGAGGGUUUAGAUAUCCGGCCCUGGAUGGAGACGGUGCUCGACUGGUGCGCGAAGGACGAUGUUCUGGUUGACAGGCUGUUCAGGGGUAACGCGGAGGAUCUAUGGAGUGCCCGUCGCAGCAGAUGA
Molecule: messenger RNA, 969 nt
Organism: Colletotrichum godetiae
Lineage: Eukaryota; Fungi; Ascomycota; Sordariomycetes; Glomerellales; Glomerellaceae
Product: amidohydrolase
Exons: 1
Coding region: 1-969 (322 amino acids)
Molecular function (GO): hydrolase activity
Source: RefSeq, a predicted model, not a curated record